GAAGUUUCUGGCCAUUCCAUUAUCCUACUGAGCUAGGCUUUGUGCUCUCAGCUCCAGCUUGAAGGCAUCAAUAUUACACUUCAUACAGCUGUAGUGAUGAACUUAGAGCCAGGAAAUAUGCCGCUACCGCCGGGCCAACCGUCGCCUCGUGGAGUGUCCGUCGCGAUCCAGCGCGUGGCAGACGACUUUGUCUUGCUCAUCGAGAGUGAGCGGGUGAAGGCACGAGAGCCUCUCGAACGGCAGCUCGCCAAGCUCGAGAACGAACACGCGCAAUUUCGAGAGAACGCUACCGCGACUAUGAACGCGGCCGUCGCGCACGCGACCUUGGCCGAGCAACAGAGGCGGAUGGCUGUUGCGGCGCUACGGGCCGAGUCAGCGAAGACCAAGGACGCCCAGAGUGCGCUGACGGGAUCGCAGGAGGAUGAGGUGAAGAGGGUCCAGGACGCACUCGUCGCCAAGGAGAAGGAGGUUGAGGUCCUACGGCAGGCCUUCUCGGAGCGCGAUCAGGAGAUCGCGUGGCUGCGCCAGCAGCUGUUGAUAUCGCGCCAAGGGACUGACGGGAAUGGCAGUGGCAGGCAGGAGCCCGCUCCAGACGCGGAGGCACAGGUGCGAAGCGUGCGCGAGAUGCUGAAGGAGCGCGACGAGCUCCUCGCGAACAAGAAUGCGCAGAUCGACGCGCUCAACGCGCACGUCGCCGAGUUGGAGGGUAGGAUUGUGGAGUUGCGGCGUGGCUCGACCCUCAGCCUGGGUGCGUCGACCCGAGAUGAAGACACUUUGAUGGAGGAGGCUAGCAUGGCGGAGUUCCUGAAUAUCGACCAGUGCGAUCAGGUAAGUAAUGGUGUUAUCCUUCCGUCGAGAAAUUGAAUCAUAGACGGCAUGAAAGAAUAGCACGAGCAAUUCCUAGGGGCAUCUACUAUGGAGUGUCUGUCUACCACAGAUAUGGAUCCAUUGAAUGAUGUUGCGACCACUCAAGAGGAGCAGGGUCUAUCAUCCCGGAGUACCCUCUAUCCAGAAUUCUCAAUUCCAACAAGUGAGGAAUUACUUGACUUCAUGUCCGCAUUUGCCUGUCGUUCUCCUAUGAUGGAUCCCAGUCUGCAGACACUCGGGACCCCUGGUAAUGCCCUGGCAGAAGAGGUUGAUGUCAUAUCAU
Rhodofomes roseus is the source of this 1150-nucleotide messenger RNA. RefSeq lists its product as uncharacterized. The coding region runs from base 97 to 864 and encodes 255 amino acids. The transcript has 3 exons. The record is from RefSeq and is a predicted model, not a curated record. NCBI's taxonomy places the organism in Eukaryota, Fungi, Basidiomycota, Agaricomycetes, Polyporales, Fomitopsidaceae.